CAGAUAAAUGUGAAUAGCAUCUUAAAUCAGCUAUUGAUAUUCAACCCAAACUCGUAUUUGUUAAUGUGUAAGCAUCCAGAAGCCAACAUCUAGAAGCCUCCAACUAAUCAACGUCAGAUAGAUGUGAAGCUGUACGAAUUGUAAUUUUUUUUAGGUCUUCAGGCGAUGCUUUAGCACAGAGCUAAUCUGAGUGAGCGCGGAGGGCUUGUACAUCCCGUUUAAAAGCCCCCCAGAGGCUCAUCCCCGGGACACGGCUGACGACCGCGGGGUUAUUGGAUGCCGCUCCACUCCUGUGACUUUGAGAGAUCUGCGCUCUGUUCUAGAUCACAGACAUCGGCGGCUGAGCGAGGGACUUGGAAAAGCUCUGAUGGUAUCAGGUGCCAGAAGUCAUACAUCCUCCCAUAGUGAACUGACCAGCUGUACCUGAGUGUGGACACCAUGGAUACAAUAAACUUCACUUUCUGGAACACCUCUGAGGGCAACGAGACCCUGGAGACGGCGGACGAGAGCCCGUAUAAGACAGUGGAGGUGGUGUUCAUUGUACUGGUGGCCGGCUCACUAAGCUUGGUGACCGUUAUCGGGAACAUCUUGGUCAUGCUCUCCAUCAAGGUUAACAGAAGCCUGCAGACUGUCAACAACUACUUCCUGUUCAGCCUGGCCUGUGCUGACCUCAUCAUUGGCCUUUGCUCUAUGAACCUGUACACAGUCUACAUUGUGAUUGGAUACUGGCCGCUAGGCCCGGUCGUGUGCGACUUGUGGUUGGCGCUGGACUACGUGGUCAGCAACGCCUCCGUAAUGAACCUGCUAAUCAUCAGCUUUGAUCGAUACUUUUGCGUCACCAAGCCGCUCAGCUACCCAGUGAAGAGGACGACCAAAAUGGCCGGGAUGAUGAUUGCGGCGGCUUGGGUUUUGUCCUUCAUCCUCUGGGCUCCAGCUAUCCUGUUCUGGCAGUUUAUCGUUGGCGGGCGCACGGUGCCAGAGAAGGAGUGCUACAUUCAGUUCUUCUCCAACGCCGCGGUCACUUUCGGCACGGCUAUUGCUGCUUUCUACCUGCCCGUCAUUAUCAUGAUGGUGCUGUACUGGCAGAUAUCCCGCGCAAGCAAGAGCCGUGUCAAGAAGGACAACCGCAAACCGUCAGGUGGCAACCUCGAUGUAGCAUCAUCCAAUCAGAUCCGCGCAAACACGGCCAACAAACCCACCAACAACAACCUAACAGCUGAAGAAACAGACAGAGGACAGACCCAGCUAACAGAUGAUGCCACCAACCAACACGAUGCCAAACUCCAGAACGGUAAAGCCCCAUCCACGGCAAGCGGAGAAGCAGAGGCGGAAGAUGGAGGACGAGGAAACUGCGUUCCUGCAGAGGAGAAAGAAAGCUCCAAUGACUCCACCUCUGGCAGCGGAGCUGUAACCAAUCAAAAGGACGAGGCGGCACCAUCCAAAGCCAAUGACAACCAGGCUCCCACGAGGCACCGCGCCAAAGCUGGAGGCUCCAAACUGACAUGCAUCAAGAUCAUGACCGAAUCGCCAAAAGGCGACUGCUGCACACCUUCGAACGCGACGGUGGAGAUCGUCCCGGCCACCGAGAGACAGAACCAUGUAGCGAGGAAGAUCGUGAAGAUGACCAAGCAGCCGCCCAAGAAGAAAAAAGCACCAUCCUCUCGGGAAAAGAAGGUGACGCGCACCAUUAUGGCCAUCCUGGUGGCCUUCGUGGCUACUUGGACGCCUUACAACGUGAUGGUCCUCAUCAACACCUUCUGCUCCAGCUGCAUUCCCAACACGGUGUGGACCAUCGGAUACUGGCUCUGCUACAUCAACAGCACCAUCAACCCCGCUUGCUACGCCCUCUGCAACAUCACCUUCAAAAAGACCUUCAAACACCUGCUGCUCUGCCAGUACAAGAACAUACGCUCGGCCCGAUGAGCAGUAACGUGUGUGCAUGCGUUAUAUUUCACAUGUGUGUUCUGGUCACAAAGGUACAUGUCUGGAUGUGUUUGUAUGUGUGGAAAGAUAAAGUAAACUGAAGAGUUUAUUUGCAAAAACAGAUUACUAAUUUCCUUAAAUCAUGUUUCUAUUGUGUUAUCAUGUUCUUAUUGUGUUUUAGUGUGUGUAUUUUAAGCUAUUAUUAUUUAAUCAAAACAACCCAACUGUAAUUUGAUAUCAAAUGGAAUGCAGAAAAAAAAAGAAAAAAGAAAACAUGAUUUAUUUAUGAAUUAUCUGUUUUUGUAAAUGAACUCUUCAGUUACAAAUUGAAGAUUGACCCAUCAACAACCAUCAUGUACAAAGUUUUAAGAAUCCCUCAUCCUUGUAGUUUGGCGAAUUUGACUCUAUUUUAACAUAUUUCACCAUGUUUAAAUCACAGAUUUCCCCUAAAAUAAGUGUGGAAAGUCUGGGCGAGUGUGUGAUUGCAUUUAU
Carassius auratus (goldfish) is the source of this 2415-nucleotide messenger RNA. Its product is annotated as muscarinic acetylcholine receptor M2-like. The record is from RefSeq and is a predicted model, not a curated record. Gene Ontology annotation, molecular function: G protein-coupled acetylcholine receptor activity; G protein-coupled serotonin receptor activity. The transcript has 2 exons. Bases 439 to 1923 code for a protein of 494 amino acids. Gene Ontology annotation, biological process: G protein-coupled receptor signaling pathway, coupled to cyclic nucleotide second messenger; chemical synaptic transmission; regulation of heart contraction. Gene Ontology annotation, cellular component: plasma membrane; synapse; dendrite. Lineage: Eukaryota; Metazoa; Chordata; Actinopteri; Cypriniformes; Cyprinidae.